UAACGGAUCCCCCCUCUCUCGCUCUCUCUCUCUACAUUAUUCUCCGUGCAUUUUAAUUUUUUCCCCUGUCACCGGGGGCCCAGUUUCCCCGCCCACUCCCCUGGUUUUCAGCCUGAAAGUGGAAUAGUGGAGCCAAGAAAUAGUUAAUCUCUCGGGCUGCUGCUGUGAUUGGCCGCUGUACGCAGCUUCAGCCUCCUUGAAUGAGAAACAGGGGUAACCAGGCAACUUCACUACUGCAGAGGGAGAAAGCAACAGCCGGGAUUUAUUUCAGAAUGAUGGACCCGAUUCCGAACAUGUGAGAAGCAGGCGCUUCUGUCUCGAGCGUGUCCGGAGGAUGGAAUUAACCAAUGGAUUGUGGUAGACGCAUCUGGUGAAGGGGCCACUGAUGCGGGGGGUCCUGAGAGAAGGGUUGAGCAUCCGUGAUGGGCUAUCGGGCAGCAUCUGAAGUACUCCACCGAAGCUCCAGAUCCACUUCUGACACACUGUGAAGAACAAUAUUUGAUUCAAUCGAUGUCCCUGCCUCCCCUGAGGGGGAUUAGUCCUGAGCCAUAGGUGGACCUUCAGCAAAGAGCAACAGUGUACCAUGUGAUGCUUGACCUUCACGGAGAGAUACACAGGUCCACUUCAGAAGAUGUCAAAUCUGCUCUUGUGAGGAUCCCCCGGCUCUGAGCUUCACUUCAAAACAAUGGGCCAGUGAGGACGGAUGGUUGUAAAUGCCGGAUCUUUAAUCGCUGCGGAGACUUCUCCUCAUGUGUUUGGAAGGGAUUUCGGUGUGAAAAAGAGCAGCAGGCGGGAUUUGGACGCUUGGAGUUGGGGGAAUAGCUAGAGUGCCGCUGACCAAUGGUGGAUCUGCUGUGAGCAGGACAAGGGACUCAUUAGUGGAGGAUGUCAGCGGAGGCCGAGAUCCAACCGGGUGUCAAAACCAGCCAGCGCCGGGAGUCCAGGAGGAUCAAAGGUCAGGACAGGACAGAGAGCGGGCUUAUUAAGCGUUUCCGUGGAGAUGGCGUGCGCUACAAGGCCAAGCUGAUCGGGAUCGAUGAGGUGACGGCGGCACGUGGGGACAAGCUGUGCCAGGACUCCAUGAUGAAGCUGAAGGGAAUGGCUUCGUCGGCACGUUCCAAAGGCGAACACAAGCAGCGAGUCUUCUUGACAGUCUCGUUCGGCGGGAUCAAGAUUUACUGUGAACGAUCAGGGCUGCUCCUGCAUCACCACUCGGUCCACGAGAUCAGCUACAUCGCCAAGGACACCAGGGAUCAUCGCGCCUUUGGCUAUGUGUGCGGCAAGGAAGGUCACCAUAGGUUUGUGGCCAUCAAGACGGCACAGUCGGCCGAACCUCUCAUCAUUGAUCUGCGUGACCUGUUCACGCUCAUUUACGACAUUAAGCAGCGGGAGGAGAUGGAGAAAAAAGCCCAGAAGGACAAACAGUGUGAGCAGGCGGUCUACCAGACCAUUCUGGAGGAUGAAGUGGAUGACCCGGUUUACCAGUACAUAGUGUUUGAGGCUGGACACGAACCCCUCCGUGGCCCCCAGUCAGAGGAAAGCGUUUAUCAGGUCCCAACCAGUCAGCAGAAGGAAGGGAUCUAUGACGUUCCAAAACGCCAUUUCAUGACUAAUAUCAACCACUUCGAUCUGUUCGGCGACAUGUCCACACCGCCGUCUAUGCCUCCGUCACCUGCCAACACGCUCGAUCCGAGCCGCAGCAGCCGCCAGCAGCAGCACAAUCCCGCCGACAUGUAUGCCCCCUUUAGCCCCACGUCUGUGCCAUCAGGUUAUAUGACCAUGGGACCGGUGCAGGCAGCCCAGUGGGCGCAGCAGCCGUACGCCGGCCAGGCUCAGACCCUGGCCUUCCCGGUGCAGGGGCCCCUCCAGGUGGCUCAGGUCCUUCCCGGUGGUCAGCCGCUCAUCUGGAGCCAAGCCAACAUAUUCCCCGCCACGCAGCAGCAGUGGGCAGCCAUGGCGGCGUACAUGCCCGCCCAGGCUGUGGGCGUGGGAGGCCACGCCAUCCCGGCCGCCAUGCUCCAAGGUCUGGUCCCCAUCACCACCAUGUGCCCCCAAGCGUGCGACCUAUCAGCGCCGUCGUCGGCCAUCACCAGCCCCCAGCACACGCUGCCGCGGCAGGUCAGCCUGGGAAAAGAGGGCGAGGACUUUGAUGCGGGCGAGGGUCCUUCCACGUCCGGCGUUGUGAGGCCCGGCGCCUCUUCUGUGCCAGUGAGCCGGUGCGGCACUCCUGGCCUCAUGAUUAUACCGGACACACUGACCUGCAGUCAGCUGUCACCUCCCACUGUAGCCCCCACACAGGAGGAGGAAGGCAGCUGUAGUGACCUCGAUCUGUCCAGGAUGACGUUGAGUCCGGGAACAUCGACGUCGCCGUCCACUGAGUCUCCCUCCACUCCUGCUGCGCAACAGAGCUCCGCCUCAGACCUCCCUGCAGACCCCACUCCUGCCGACCCCAGCGCCACCAAGGAGGAACAGUCGGACUCUGCGGAGGGGCCCGUUUCUCCAUCAGCAGGUGGCGCCGGAGAGCCUCCUGAGACUGAAGCACCUCUGCUGCUCAACAGAUCAGAGUGUGUGUUUGCACAGUGUUGUUGCUCUGAUUCUAUCACAAUGUCCUCUGCGCAGAGCUACACAAGUUGCUUUGGACUUCUUCUUGUCUGUGCUUUUAAGCUGCUGCUGAUCAGCAGCAUUGCCGGGAUCGUGAAGAGUCACGGGGAAACCAUACGUGAAGCUCGGUCAGUGGGCAGCCAGCAGGUGCAUCCUGUGGACUGUGUCUUGUCAGAGUGGAGCCAGUGGUCACGAUGUGACACCUGUCAGAAGAAGAGAUAUCGCUUUGCUAAACUGGUGCAGCCGUCUCAGUUUGGAGGGGAGCCAUGCCAUUUCCACGGCCGGCAGGAAGAGGCCUGUGAUGUUCCCGCUCGAUACACGUGUGAAAAUAUCCCUCCGUGCGAGGGCUUUCUCUGCAGCCAGACAGGCCGUUGUAUUCCGAGAGGCCUGCGGUGCAACGGCGAGGACGACUGCGGCGACAUGUCCGAUGAAGUAGCGUGUCAAAGAGUUCAGAGGCCCUGCAGGCAGGAGGCCGAGGAGUAUUGGGGAGUUGAGAAUCUUGCCAAAGGAAUCAACGUCCUGAACAGCAACCUGGAGGGAAUGGUGCUUGACAACAGAUACUACGGAGGCAGUUGUUUGCCUCACUACAUCCAGGACGUCAGGUUUAGGAAGCCUCACAACCUGCAGCAGUACACAAUGCAGACACGGGGCUCGUACGAUUUCACGCUCAGCUCUUUCAAUUCCUACUCAGACUACAUGGACCACACCCUAAAGGAACGGAUGACCCAAACACAAGUUUUCUCUGGAUUUUCUUUUCCAGGCGUUUUUGAGUUUGGCUACAACUACAACAAUGCCAAAUUCACCAGGUCGGUCAAGAAGAUUCGCCGAGCAUCAGGCAAGACCAACAGUUUUGUGAGGGCCAAAGCAGAGCUGGAGUUGGCCCAGUACAUGCUGAAAUCCGAAGGUCUCAUGCUUCACCCGGACUUCCUGAAGCGACUUCGUUCUUUGCCGUUGUCCUACGUCUAUGGCGAAUACAGCCAGAUCUACAGGGACUACGGGACUCACUAUGUCACAGAAGCCACACUCGGUGGGGAAUUUGAACACACUAUCAUCCUGAACAAAGAAAAGCUUGAGAAAACCGAUUAUUCCUUGGAAGACUACAAGAACUGUGUGCAGCAGGGUCUGAAGGUUGGAGCCAAUAUAUUUGGUGUUUACGUGUCGGUGGGCUUCCAGGGUGGAUCCUGUGACGGCCUGCUCAACGAGAUGGGAGAGGACACUGUAGACGGUCAGAUGGUGGAGGACUUUGUGGCCGUCGUCAGGGGCGGCAGCAGUGAAUCCAUCAGCGCUUUAGUGUCAAAGAAGCUGCCCACCCCACAGCUGAUGAAGUUAUGGGGCGAGGGCGUGCGUUACAACCCCGACUUUGUCCGAAGGACGACCAGGCCUCUGUUUGAGCUGGUCACUUCCCGGGAUUUCACCAACGACGCCAUCCUGAAGAGGAACCUGAAGAGGGCGCUGUCUGAGUACCUCGCAGAGGCCAGUUCAUGUCGGUGCGCUCCCUGCCUCAACAAUGGCGUGGCGGUCAUGAGAGGCACUCGAUGUGACUGUGUGUGUCCAGUCGGCUACAGCGGUCUCGGCUGUGAGGUCACUGAAAGACCACAAACCGUAGCCAUCGAUGGCAGCUGGAGUUGCUGGGGGUCGUGGUCGUCAUGCAGUGGAGGGUCAAUGACCAGAAGUCGACGGUGUGAUAAUCCGGCGCCCGACAACGGAGGCCUUUCCUGUCCGGGCCUGCUACAAGAGACAACGCGGUGCUUCUGAGUUUUAAAGAUAAAUUUAUUGACUCAUUAAGAAAAUAAAAGAGCGUGAACAAA
This is a messenger RNA of Synchiropus splendidus (mandarinfish), 4409 nucleotides long. RefSeq names its product complement component C8 beta chain-like. Gene Ontology annotation, molecular function: protein binding. Lineage: Eukaryota; Metazoa; Chordata; Actinopteri; Syngnathiformes; Callionymidae. Bases 886 to 4356 code for a protein of 1156 amino acids. Gene Ontology annotation, cellular component: membrane attack complex. Gene Ontology annotation, biological process: immune response. The record is from RefSeq and is a predicted model, not a curated record. The transcript is spliced from 26 exons.